GAAGUAGCCAACUAGCUACCUCUCCAACCCUCUUCUAGCGGCCUCCCCCCCGGGCUUUUGGAAAAAUAUGGAGUCUAAUAGCAAUGGGCUCCAACCCUACUAGCGCCCUUGCUCCUAGUAGCGAUGCCAGGAGCCCCUAGUAACAUCGAUGGCCUCAUCUCCUUUCCUCUCCCGACGGCUCUGCGAGGAAACGGCGACGUCCGGAAGCGUCGUGCCAGCGAGGUGGAGCCGAAGACGAAGUGCCCGACGGAGCUGACGCUGUUGGCGCUGUUGGAACACGGCAGUGCCAAGGACAUGUCAAUCAUCAAAGGCUUGACCAGCGAUGACAUCAAGAAGGUCAUGGCCUCUCGGAAGCGUGGCCGCGGCAUGGCCGGAGAUCUGCAGACGCUGCCGGCCGUGCUGCAGCGGAAGAUCUCCAUUCGCCAGCUCAUUGCUGAGAACGGCGUAGCCUAGACGGCCACCGGAGAAGGGGUGGCAGCUGGUGGGUGGCAUUGUUUGAGAAAGCCGG
This is a messenger RNA of Durusdinium trenchii, 508 nucleotides long. The record is from the annotation of a GenBank genome assembly. NCBI's taxonomy places the organism in Eukaryota, Dinophyceae, Suessiales, Symbiodiniaceae.